AUGGAAGAAAUCGAGCGCAAUACUCUCAUAAUAGGAAGCCCAGGGUGCCUGGACGGGUCGCGGACUGGCCAGGACCGGCUCUCUCUUGCGGUUUACUGGCAGCAGCGGGCGGCCAGGGCACCCCUCGGGCACCCGCUGCUGCAGGGAGCGCGCCUGCCACCCGACCGGUUCGAAGUGAAAGACUCGAAGGGCCGUGGAAAGCCCUCCCUGCGGACUGGUGGGUUCCCCCAGCCCCCUGAGCCUGGGAACAGCCGACCUGCUGCAUUUCGGGGGCCACGGGGCUCCCCAAGCUGCGAGCUCUUCUCACAGAAGAGUCCGUCUCUAUGGAGACUCGGCUGCGGGGGCUCCACUGAGUUCUCGGUGGCUGAGCGGGUCUCUCCCUCCCCUCGCGCCCCUGCUGCCUACUUCCGGUCCCUCGCCCCCUGCCCUCCCGCCGUCGCCAUAGCGACCACCUGCCGUGGAGGGAUGGGCGAAUUCGGCGUUCCGGAAGCAGACAAAAGGCAGGAUUCUGCUGGGCGCGCUAGCCCGUCCCCGUGGCCAUGGUUACCACCACGCUUAGCCGCCGCAGAGCUUUGUCUGCCCAGCCUCUGCAGGUUUCCGUCCCAAGGCUUUACCUCGCCCCGGGAAGGAGAGUUCUCGGACUUGCUGUCGAGUCCGAAUGGGCUGAAUUCCUGCAGUUCUCCCCAAUGUUUCAGGAACUUUUCGUGGACUCUUCACAUGACAAAUGAGCAGACUCCCUCCAUCGUUGCUCUCAAACCCCUGAGAACCUGCCAAGAUGCCGUGUUGGCAGUCGCGGAGUCAGAAUUAGCCGUUUAUUUCUGUAGCCCCCAGGCCGGCCAGAGCUGAAGCCCGCAGGAAAAGGUUCGGCUUUCAAAGGGGGGCGUCCUAAGCUCUAACUGCAACCUCGGGGGCUCUUCUGGCUGCGUUUGAAGCAGGGCACAGAAUGGAGCUCACAGAACAGACGGACACGGACAUCGUGCACAGAGACGCGGACUCAGACAAGUGACGGGGAACACGACUGUCCCAUCUUUGCCCAAAGCCGUCAGAUUUCUUUGCCCAAAGCCAUCCUGUGGUCCUUCCUCCUCCGGCGUCCCAGGGAGGGUGAAAAGGUGGCAAAGGUUCCCAGUUUGGGCGUCCACAGUCCAGGAAAACUUGCUGAGUGUGGAGCUCCCCAUGACCCAGACGAGCCUUCUCCCAGUGCUUUGGGGGUCCCAGCUAUACGACUGAGGGGGAACAAAACGGGGGGGCUCACCUUGACAAGGAGGAAAUCAAGCCAGGGGAGGCUGGACUCCCUAUAUCGGGUCACCAGUUGUUGCGGUCGGGAAGGGACCCCAAAAGGUGAGGGGUCAGAGACCCGUGUCAGGAGGUGUCUCAAGGCUUGAAGCCAUCUCCAAGUCAAGGGGCAAAGUUUAUUGCAAUUGUAAUGCCAAUUGCUGCGGGCUGAGUUCCAAACCGGUGUAGCAAAGAACCAGGAGCAAGGAGACAGAUUUAUAAGACACUUUGCAUAGAGUGUACAGGUAGGUUUGUGGGGUGGUCUGUUCAUUAUUGUCUCAGGAACCUAGUUAUCCCUGCCCAGCAGAUGGUCCAUCUGACAGUCAGCAGUGUGUGUAGGACUAUCCUAAGACCAGAAGACUUUAGGACAGAUUGUUGGACCAAGAGCACUCUAAGGUCAGGAGACCUCAGGAUUGCUGCUCUUUCCCCUAGAGGCUAUCCCCUAUCAAAGGGACUGUCUUUCUCUUCCUCUUUUUCAUAUUCAUAUUCUCAAAACUUAGCAUGGAACCCAGCACUUAGUAGGCACUUGACACGUGGUGCCUGGUGAGUAUCACUUCAAAUCUUCGGAUAUCACUGUGAGAAAAAAGAAAAGAAACAAAACCAUUUAGGCCCAGUGACCUUUAGGCACAUCAGGCCUUAAUGUGCUAAUCAAAGAUAAUAGUGGGUAAAAAUGUAAACUCUGUAACAGACAAAUCUCUGUAGCAAAAACACAGGUUAGAAGAUAUGAAUUCAGGUCAUGUUAUAUUUUUAAGGAACUUUUUAAACCUGCAGAUGAGCUGUUUAAAUACUGGUAAUUAUAUAUACCUCACGUGUCACAGUAGGAUAGGAGAAGUAGCAGCCAUAGAACAAGAUGGAGCUAAAUGCAGAAAAACCACUUUAUUGUUGAUUACAUCUAUAAUUUCUCCCACACCCAAUGUAGCAUGUAAGUUAUUUAGGGCACAUCCUCUUUAUUGAUCUUUCUGGUCAGUAACAAAAUCUUGUUUUGGUCAAAAGCCAUCUCUCUAGAAGAUCCCUACUGGACCGAGAAUCCUUUCUCAAAAAUACCUCAUGGAGAUCAUUUGCUUGAGUGAAAGGGAGUCCAUUCCAUUUGGGCCCAACUCAAAAGGAUUAAAAAGCUUUUUGUUUUUAUCAGGCCUAAAACAAUCCCUCUGAAGUUUCACCUGUUUUAUCUAGUUAUGCUGUUUGAGGUGAACCAGACUGAAUUUUCAUCUUUCUUCCACAAUGACAGCCCUUCACAUACUUGAAGACAGCCAAAAUUUGGUCCUUUUCAAGUCCUCUUUCAAGUCUAAAUAUUCCCGGUUCUUCUCACCAUUUUCAUUGCUGCCUUUGGAACAAGCCCCAGCUUGUCUUUCUCUUCUAUAAGAUAUAAUGCACUAAACUGAACUCUCCAUAUGUGCCCUGACCAAGGCAGAGUAUAUGUCUCUCAUUUGGAAAAUAUGUCUUUCUUAAUUAACCUUGUAUAGCAUUAGCUUUUGAGGCUUCCAUUUUGUUUGCAGAUAACUAAAACCUCUAGUUCUUUUUUUUAUAGGAACCAUUUGUCUAUUCAUACCAUUUGUGUCCAUUAAAAAAUUCCAUUUUGAAAAUUAAACUUUAUUUAUCUGUUU
Messenger RNA from Sarcophilus harrisii (Tasmanian devil), 2876 nucleotides. RefSeq lists its product as uncharacterized. The record is from RefSeq and is a predicted model, not a curated record. NCBI's taxonomy places the organism in Eukaryota, Metazoa, Chordata, Mammalia, Dasyuromorphia, Dasyuridae. The transcript has 4 exons. The coding region runs from base 1 to 846 and encodes 281 amino acids.